This is a messenger RNA of Mercurialis annua (annual mercury), 1838 nucleotides long. RefSeq names its product dol-P-Man:Man(7)GlcNAc(2)-PP-Dol alpha-1,6-mannosyltransferase. The record is from RefSeq and is a predicted model, not a curated record. Gene Ontology annotation, cellular component: endoplasmic reticulum membrane. Gene Ontology annotation, molecular function: alpha-1,6-mannosyltransferase activity. The transcript has 21 exons. Gene Ontology annotation, biological process: protein N-linked glycosylation. Lineage: Eukaryota; Viridiplantae; Streptophyta; Magnoliopsida; Malpighiales; Euphorbiaceae. Bases 68 to 1555 code for a protein of 495 amino acids.
GUUAACAGAAGAAACCGCCGGCUUCAGGCUGAUCACUGCAGCAACCUCCGGCUCUCUACACUCAGAAAUGACUUCGAAGCGUUGCCAAUUUCUCCGGCUAUUCGGCUACGACUUGGUAUUAGGAUCGAUAGCUGCGUUUUACGUGUUCACUGUACCUUACACCAAGGUUGAAGAAAGCUUCAAUGUUCAGGCAAUGCACGAUAUUCUUUACCAUCAGCAUCACUUAGAUAAUUAUGAUCAUUUGGAGUUUCCUGGAGUUGUUCCUCGUACCUUUAUCGGAGCUUUCCUUGUUUCAAUGUUAGCAUCCCCUUUAGUAUUUGCAAUUAGCUUUUUGCAGUUGCCCAAGAUUUAUGCACUUAUUGGCGUUCGUCUGGCUCUUGGUGGCAUUGUCUUGUAUACAUUAAGGUUUUUCCGUAUUCAGGUUAGAGAUAAAUUUGGUCAUCAAGUAGAAGCUUUCUUUGUCAUAUUGACUGCUAUUCAGUUUCACUUGCUGUUCUAUUGCUCACGCGCUCUUCCCAACAUACUAGCUAUGAGUGUAGUUAACGUGGCCUAUGGAUAUUGGUUCAGAGGGAAUUUUUAUGCAGCAUUAAACUCUCUGAUUUUUGCUACAGCUGUCUUCAGAUGUGAUAUGGUGUUACUUUUGUGCCCCCUUGCCUUAGAGCUUUUGCUGACCAAACGUAUAUCAUUGCGGGGAGCUAUUAAAUACUGCUCCGGAGUUGCACUGUUAUCCAUAGGCCUUUCAGUAUUGGUUGAUUCAAUGAUGUGGAGAAAAUUAUUAUGGCCUGAAUUUGAAAUUUUUUGGUUUAACUCUGUUCUGAAUCGGAGUUCCGAAUGGGGUACACAUUCUUUGCACUGGUACUUCAGUUCAGCUCUCCCACGCUCGCUACUUGCUGCAUAUCCUCUUGUUUUGUUUGGAGUGGUGCUUGAUCGGAGGCUUCUGUUGUAUGUUUUUCCAGUUUUCUCUUUCAUUUUACUUUACUCUAAGCUUCCGCACAAGGAACUGCGAUUUAUUAUCAGUUCUGUUCCAAUGCUCAACUUAUCUGCUGCAGUUGCAGCGAACAGAAUCUAUAACAAUAGAAAAAAGACAACAUGGAAGUUUCUCAAUCUCGUAAUGCUGGGAUCUUUUUUGAUCAGUUUAGGAAGCACUUUCGUGUUUUUCUUGGCAUCAUAUAACAAUUAUCCGAGCGGUCAUGCUCUAAAAGCUUUACAUCAGACGGGCCAGCUUGCCGAUAUGGAUGAAAAGUUGGUUCAUAUUGAUACUUUUUCUGCCAUGAGUGGAAUAUCCAGGUUUUGCGAAAAUGACUAUCCUUGGAGAUAUUCCAAAGAAGAAGGGAUUUCUCUGAAUGAAUUCCGCGACAGAAAUUUUACGUACCUUAUCAGUGAGCACUCUGCAAUUGAUGGAUUCAAGUGUUUAUAUUUUGUAAAUGGCUUCUCAAGGGCUCGCCUCCAACUUGGUUUCCCACCCAUCAUCCUGGUCAAAGUACCCAAGGUAUAUAUUCAUGGAAAUACAAAAUUAAAGGACGCCAUGCAACUAAAAUGGCCAGGAUGCUCUUGAAUAAUUUUAGAUAAAGCUUGAGCAGUUGAUUGAGGGAUAAUACGAAGACGAUGCGCGCCUGUGGUGAAGCUAAAAAGUUUUCAAAGGAAGCAAUUAUGUCAAAUGUUAACAUCUAAUCCUCUUGAAGUUGAAUAGUUGCUUGUGAGUGUGAGCAAGUGUGCAUUUGUCGCCAUACUGUAAUAUGCGCAAAAAUAAUAGGUUUUGUACCAUCGUGAUUUUGGCAGCUAAAAUUGUGACACAAAUUGAUUUCAUCUGAAAUACAGUAAUAGCUGUAAGUGACAAA